AUGCACGUCUUGUCCCGACUAGUGGUCACAGGCGGAGUACUGGGCCUGUGGCUCCAGUCAGUGGCCGCGCGGGCACAAUGCGCCCAAGUCUCGUCGACGGAUACGUACGACUACAUCGUGGUGGGAUCUGGCGCGGGCGGCAUCCCGAUGGCGGACCGCCUGAGCGAGGCUGGACAUAAGGUCCUACUGAUCGAGAAGGGCCCGCCGUCGACGGGAAGAUGGGGCGGCACGAUGAAGCCGAACUGGCUGACCAAUACGAACCUGACGCGCUUCGAUGUCCCCGGUCUGUGCAACGAGAUCUGGGCCGACCCGACGGGGAUCGUCUGCACCGAUGUCGACCAGAUGGCCGGCUGCGUGCUCGGCGGCGGCACGGCCGUCAACUCGGGGCUCUGGUGGAAGCCUCACCCGGACGACUGGGACGUCAACUUCCCGGACGGGUGGCGCAGCAAGGACGUGGCCGCCGCCACGGACCGUGUCUUCUCCCGGAUCCCCGGCACCAUCUGCCCGUCGAUGGACGGCAAGUGGUACUACCCGCAAGGCUUCGACAUGCUCGGCGGCAGCCUCAAAGCAGCGGGCUGGAACUACAUCGUCCCCAACGACCACCCGGACAUGAAGAACCGCACCUACGGGCACAGCACCUUCAUGUUUUCCGGCGGCGAGCGAGGCGGCCCCUUGGCCACGUACUUAGCUACCGCGAGCAGCCGCAAGAAUUUCACCCUAUGGACAAACACCAUAGCAAAGCGGGUUGUCCGCCAAGGCGGCCAUGCCACAGGCGUCGAAGUCGAGUGCAACGGUGCGGGCCAUGCCGGCGUGGUGUCCCUCACCCCGAACACCGGCCGAGUGAUCAUCUCGGCCGGCGCUUUUGGCUCAGCGAAGCUGCUGUUCCGAAGUGGUAUCGGACCGACGGACCAGCUGAACAUCGUCAAGAACUCGACCGAUGGGCCGACCAUGAUCUCAUCCGACCAGUGGAUCAACUUGCCAGUCGGUUACAAUCUGAAUGACCACGUCGGCACUGACAUUGAGAUCGCUCACCCCUCCGUUGUCUUCUACGACUACUACGGCGCCUGGAGUAAGCCCAUCGCCAGCGAUGCCCAGCAGUACAUAGCCAACCGGAGUGGUCCGCUGGCCCAAGCGGCUCCUAACCUGGGACCUAUUGCCUGGCAAAUCAUCAAGGGCAGCGAUGGCAUCUCUCGCCACAUCCAGUGGCAAGCUCGAGUGGAGGGCUCGAAAAGCACGUCGAUGACCAUCACGCAGUAUCUAGGCACCGGCACAGUCUCUAGAGGGCGCAUGACCAUCACGAGGCAGCUGAACACGGUCGUGUCCACGCCCCCCUAUCUCCGAGAUGCCCAUGACAAAGAGGCGGUCAUCCAGGGCAUCGACGACUUCCGCAACUCGCUGAAAGACGUGGCCAAUCUCACUUGGAUUAACCCCAGGGCCGACGUCACCUCGGAGCAGUUUGUGAACUCGAUACCCGCCACACCUGCACGGAGGUGCUCCAAUCACUGGAUCGGCACGGCCAAGCUCGGCACCGACGACGGGAGAAGCGGAGGAACAGCUGUGGUGGACCUGGACACCAAGGUAUACGGGACGGACAACAUCUUCGUUGUGGACGCGUCUAUCUUCCCUGGGCACAUUACGGGCAACCCGUCAGCGGCCAUCGUCAUUGCGUCAGAGCACGCAGUGACCAGGAUUCUUGCGUUGCCGGUGCCGAAGGCGGUGGCCACGUCUUCUUGA
Molecule: messenger RNA, 1734 nt
Organism: Thermothielavioides terrestris NRRL 8126
Lineage: Eukaryota; Fungi; Ascomycota; Sordariomycetes; Sordariales; Chaetomiaceae
Product: cellobiose dehydrogenase
Exons: 9
Coding region: 1-1734 (577 amino acids)
Molecular function (GO): flavin adenine dinucleotide binding; oxidoreductase activity, acting on CH-OH group of donors
Source: RefSeq, a predicted model, not a curated record